AUGUGCCUUGACGGUUGCAUUGGAUACAGGUUUGCUGAUCCACUAAUAGACGGUCAAUACGCACAGAUAAUGCAAGACCUUGUGAAAGAGAGGUUGCCCAGGUUCACUCCUGAUCAAGCUAAAGUGGUCAAGGGCUCACCAGACUAUACCGGAGUCAAUCAAUAUAGAACUAACUUCACAAAGGAGCCGAAAUUGAUGCAGCAGGCGCUGACUAGCUACUCAGUCGAUUUGCGGGUUAUGAAUGGAACAACCAGGGAACCACAACUCAAUAGAGGAGGUGAGGCGAUUGGCAUGACAUGCGACCAGAUGGCCCUGCAACUUGGCCAAGCUGAUCUAGUGGCAGUUUACUGGGCCUCGGAGGGAAGCUGUCGGAGGCCGCCACUCCUCGUUGCUGAAGUCAAACACCAUUAUGUCGCGUGCGUACACCUCCUUGAACUUGGCACUGGCAUAAAGGGCCAGAAAGUUGGCGACCCCAUUGAUUACAGCGACGCCGUCGCUGUUGGGCACCACCUUUAA
Triticum turgidum subsp. durum (durum wheat) is the source of this 516-nucleotide messenger RNA. Lineage: Eukaryota; Viridiplantae; Streptophyta; Magnoliopsida; Poales; Poaceae. The record is from the annotation of a GenBank genome assembly.